GUUCAGGAAGUAGCGCAGCUGUGCAUGAAGUCAAUUGGUUCAGUAAGAGUUAAUGUUUUCUGGACUAGUUGUUUAAUAAGCAAGAUAUUCAGAACAUCUUUCCAAAACACCAAUAACCCCAGACUCGGUAACCCCAGACUCGGUAACCCCAGACUCGGUAACCCCAGACUCGGUAACCCCAGACUCGGUAACCCCAGACUCGAUAACCCCAGACUCGGUAACCCCAGACUCGGUAACCCCAGACUCGGUAACCCCAGACUCGGUAACCCCAGACUCGGUAACCCCAGACUCGGUAACCCCAGACUCGGUAACCCCAGACUCGGUAACCCCAGACUCGGUAACCCCAGACUCGGUAACCCCAGACUCGAUAACCCCAGACUCGGUAACCCCAGACUCGGUAACCCCAGACUCGGUAACCCCAGACUCGGUAACCCCAGACUCGGUAACCCCAGACUCGAUAACCCCAGACUCGAUAACCCCAGACUCGGUAACCCCAGACUCGGUAACCCCAGACUCGGUAACCCCAGACUCGGUAACCCCAGACUCGGUAACCCCAGACUCGGUAACCCCAGACUCGGUAACCCCAGACUCGAUAACCCCAGACUCGGUAACCCCAGACUCGGUAACCCCAGACUCGGUAACCCCAGACUCGGUAACCCCAGACUCGGUAACCCCAGACUCGGUAACCCCAGACUCGAUAACCCCAGACUCGGUAACCCCAGACUCGAUAACCCCAGACUCGGUAACCCCAGACUCGAUAACCCCAGACUCGAUAACCCCAGACUCGGUAACCCCAGACUCGGUAACCCCAGACUCGGUAACCCCAGACUCGGUAACCCCAGACUCGAUAACCCCAGACUCGGUAACCCCAGACUCGGUAACCCCAGACUCGAUAACCCCAGACUCGGUAACCCCAGACUCGGUAACCCCAGACUCGGUAACCCCAGACUCGAUAACCCCAGACUCGAUAACCCCAGACUCGGUAACCCCAGACUCGAUAACCCCAGACUCGGUAACCCCAGACUCGAUAACCCCAGACUCGGUAACCCCAGACUCGGUAACCCCAGACUCGGUAACCCCAGACUCGGUAACCCCAGACUCGGUAACCCCAGACUCGGUAACCCCAGACUCGGUAACCCCAGACUCGGUAACCCCAGACUCGGUAACCCCAGACUCGGUAACCCCAGACUCGGUAACCCCAGACUCGAUAACCCCAGACUCGAUAACCCCAGACUCGAUAACCCCAGACUCGGUAACCCCAGACUCGAUAACCCCAGACUCAAUUCCAGACAAUUUGUUUCAGAAGCAUCUCACGAUUUUGCUCCCUUAUCUGAUCAUAGAUUGAUUAAUAUUCAUUUAGACCGCUGUUCAGAUCCAGGAGCCGUUCUCUAG
This is a messenger RNA of Pimephales promelas (fathead minnow), 1392 nucleotides long. The record is from RefSeq and is a predicted model, not a curated record. NCBI's taxonomy places the organism in Eukaryota, Metazoa, Chordata, Actinopteri, Cypriniformes, Leuciscidae.